Molecule: messenger RNA, 844 nt
Organism: Cercospora beticola
Lineage: Eukaryota; Fungi; Ascomycota; Dothideomycetes; Mycosphaerellales; Mycosphaerellaceae
Source: RefSeq, a predicted model, not a curated record
AAUUCCGUCCAAACCUUGCCUCUCACUUUCAUAGCCUCGACACGGUUCUCACAGCAAACCGUGACGCUCGAGAUCACCCCAAGGCAACACGAUCCCAGCCCUCGAUCUCCAGUUCUAGAAUGUCUCUCAAUCCCAUUCCAGUCACUGAAGUGCCUCUUAAGCGCAAAGUCACCAAGAGCCGACAAAUCCAUAGAGGCGACAGCGAUAGCAGCACCUACACCACAGCGAGCGAGAACAGCAGAGACAUGGCCACACAAACCACCGAGCCGAUGCCAUCACCAAGGCUGAGCACAACUCACAACCCCGCCCGUAUGUCGGGCGGCGCUGGCAGCGACAAGAGUGUAUCGUUCGUACCAACUCCUCCAGCAUCGCCGGACGAGAAAUCUCGCGCUGAAGCAGAGCUCGUGCGAGACAAGAAAGACAAGUCCGAAAAAGCCAAGAGGCCUUCGUUCAAGAGGAACUUGUCCUCACUCUGGAAGGUCCUCGAUCCACCCGAAUUGGCGCACAACACCGGUGCCCUCCACAACCUAGUCAAAGCACAAGACGAGAACCACAAGAGGAACUACAGUGCUGAUAGCACGACGCUGGUGGAGACUAUCGCUCACACCCGACAGCUUAAGCAGCGCUGAGCAUGAAGACCGUCGUUUUGAGUCUUGUGGGGGAUUCACAUGAGUUGUUUUUUGCGUCUGGAGCGAGUCGGGUUUAUCGAUAAUGUCAGCAUGAGUCCACGCAUUGUUUCUUCUUGUACGUUUCAAAAGCUCGAGCAGGUUCAGCUUUCAUCUUACGGCAGCAUGGAGACUAUUUGGCAUUAUUAGCAACUUUAAUUACAACGAUCAUCGAGCGC